Molecule: messenger RNA, 252 nt
Organism: Chrysochloris asiatica (Cape golden mole)
Lineage: Eukaryota; Metazoa; Chordata; Mammalia; Afrosoricida; Chrysochloridae
Gene: TXNDC8
Product: thioredoxin domain containing 8 (spermatozoa)
Exons: 3
Coding region: 1-252 (83 amino acids)
Source: RefSeq, a predicted model, not a curated record
AUGUCUCUGCAAUACCAAAAUGUACUGUUUGCUAACGUGGAUGUGGACGAGUCUUCGGAGUUGGCCCAAACAUGUGGCAUCAAGAUAAUACCCACAUUUCAGAUGUUCAAGCAAGCCCAGAAGGUAACCGUAUUCUCAAGAUUCAAAAGAAUAUUUUGCUGUUAUAGAAGUGGAUACAUGAGCAAACCGGUAAGUGACAUGGGAUCAAGAUACAGUCAUAACUGUGGCUUUUACUUUCAAAGAACAGAAUGA